This is a messenger RNA of Nerophis lumbriciformis (worm pipefish), 2058 nucleotides long. The record is from RefSeq and is a predicted model, not a curated record. NCBI's taxonomy places the organism in Eukaryota, Metazoa, Chordata, Actinopteri, Syngnathiformes, Syngnathidae.
AUGCCCUUGCGCGCGCAAUGGAUUGCAGACAUGGACCCUGACAGCACUACCAACACAGAGCCCAUGGCUAAUGAAGAUGAGCCUCUUUUCAGCAACCUUGACCUCUUCCUCUUCUCUUUGAUCGUUGGCCUUGUCAUCUACUGGUUCAUGUCGCGCAAGAAGCCUGAACCCAUCCCUGACUUUAAGAAGAUUGUACCAAUAGCCCCCACAACAAGAGAAACAAGUUUCAUCGAGAAAAUGAAGAAAACGGGAAAGAACAUUAUUGUGUUCUACGGCUCCCAAACUGGCACGGCAGAAGAGUUUGCCAACAGACUCUCCAAAGAUGCCCAGCGCUAUGGCAUGAAAGGAAUGGCUGCUGACCCAGAGGAAUAUGAAAUGGGUGAACUGUCUCGAUUGUCUGAGAUCAAAAACUCGCUAGCCAUAUUCUGUAUGGCCACCUAUGGAGAAGGAGACCCGACAGAUAAUGCCCAGGAUUUCUACGAUUGGCUGCAGGAAAAUGAUGAUGAGGACCUUUCUGGACUCAACUUCACGGUAUUUGCUUUAGGCAACAAAACAUAUGAACAUUACAACGCCAUGGGGAAAUACGUUGACAAAAGGUUGGAGGAACUUGGGGCCAAGCGCAUUUUUGACCUCGGUUUAGGAGAUGAUGAUGGCAAUUUGGAAGAGGACUUCGUCUCAUGGCGAGAGCAGUUUUGGCCUGCGGUUUGUGAGCACUUUGGAGUGGAAGCCUUGGGCGAUGACUCGAGCAUACGCCAAUAUGAGCUCAAGGAGCACACUGACAUCAACAUGAAUAAAGUGUUCACAGGAGAGAUUGGCCGUCUGAAGAGCUUUGAGAUCCAGAAGCCACCAUAUGAUUCCAAGAAUCCGUUUUUGGCCCCAGUCACUGUCAACCGUAAACUCAAUAAAGGUGGUGAGAGGCAUCUGAUGCACCUGGAAUUAGACAUUUCAGGCUCUAAGAUCAGAUACGAGUCAGGAGACCAUGUGGCUGUUUUCCCUACAAACGAUGCGGCAUUGGUGAAUAAGUUGGGGCAAGUCCUUGGCGUGGACCUUGAUGUGGUUAUCUCUCUGAACAACCUUGAUGAGGAGUCCAAUAAAAAGCACCCUUUCCCCUGCCCUACAACAUAUCGCACAGCUCUGACGCACUACCUCGACAUCACACAUCCUCCUCGCACCAAUGUCCUCUAUGAGCUUGCACAGUAUGCCUCCGAUCCCAAAGAACAGGAGAAUAUGCGCAAGAUGGCCUCCUCCUCCCCUCAGGGCAAGGCGCUCUACCAGAGUUGGGUGUUGGAGCCCUGUAGAAAUAUUCUUGCCAUUCUAGAGGACAUGCCAUCUUUAAGGCCCCCCAUUGACCACCUGUGUGAACUACUGCCUCGUCUCCAGGCUCGCUAUUACUCCAUAGCCUCCUCCUCUAAAGUUCAUCCAAACAGCAUCCACAUAUGUGCAGUGGUGGUGGAGUACAAGACAAAGACGAACCGUAUCAACAAGGGAGUGGCCACUAACUGGUUGAAGAACAAGUUGGUCACUGACAAUGGCCACAAAUCUACUGUUCCCAUGUAUAUCCGCAAGUCUCAGUUCCGCCUCCCCUUCAAGGCCAGCGUCCCGGUUAUUAUGGUUGGUCCAGGGACAGGAAUUGCGCCUUUCAUGGGCUUCAUCCAAGAGAGGGGCUGGCUCAAACAGCAAGGAAAGGAAGUCGGAGAGACGGUGUUGUUCUAUGGCUGUAGAUAUAAGAAUGAAGAUUAUCUCUACCAAGAAGAGCUCGAGGAGGCUGAGAAGAAUGAAGUCCUAACAAGGUUGAAUGUUGCCUUCUCCCGAGACCAGGAGCACAAGGUUUACGUUCAGCAUCUCUUGAAGAAAAAUAAGGAGGACAUCUGGAAGCUCGUUCACGCAGAAAAUGCACAUAUCUACAUUUGUGGGGAUGCAAGGAACAUGGCAAAGGAUGUGCAGAUUGCCUUCUAUGAGAUAGCAGAAGAGGUUGAAGGCAUGACACGGACCCAGGCUACAGACUACAUCAAAAAACUGAUGACCAAGGGACGCUAUUCACAAGAUGUAUGGAGUUAA